AUUCGAGAUCCAAUAGUCACCGAGGGAACUUCGUUACAGCGAUUGUUCUUCCAGAGAAAUUAAGUGAAAGAAAAUUUAAAAUAAAAAUCCUCUAAUAGCAUCGAGAGUAUUAAUUACGCGAAUUCAACUACCGAUAUGGCUAGUGUAAACUUUUGGCUCGUUAUCUUUUCAAUUAUCCUGAAUAAGCUUGCAACGAGUAUAGUGGUUGAUGGUGAUAAUCAUCGAGAGGAAUGGGUGGUCAGAAUUCAAGGUGGGCCACAAGUUGCAUCUCUUUUGGCGUUGCAGAGUGGAUACAGGCAUCUCGGACCGGUCUUGGGCUUCGAGGAUACGUACAUAUGGCUCAAAGACGGCAAUGGUGGUCAGAAGAAAAGGGGUGGAGUUUGGUUAACAAAACCACUAAAUUCAAGCAGCAAGAUCAUUUGGGCAGAUCAGCAGAAAACGAUCGAGCGACACAAGCGCGGUUACGUGCCAUUAUCUAGCUUCGACUCGGAGAAACCACUGAUAAGGGAGAAGAGACUGGAGGUAGAUCAGUAUCAUUUGAAUAGCAUCAAGGAGGACGAUAAGGAUUGGCAAGAAUUUUGGCAGGAAAAUCCUCAAGACUCUAGACUGAUGUUCAAUGACGAACUUUGGGAUCAAGAGUGGUACCUGCAAGACACGAGAUCGAACAAUGCUCUCCCUAAGCUGGAUUUGAACGUACUGUCCCUCUAUCGACUGGGGGUAACUGGUCGAGGCGUGAGAAUCGCAGUUUUGGACGAUGGGUUGGAAUAUACCCACGACGAUUUGCGAAAUAACUACGAUCCUGAUAUUAGUUACGAUGUAAACGAAGCUGACGAUGAUCCUUUGCCACGAUACGAAUUAUCAGGGGUGAACGGCCAUGGAACGAGAUGCGCAGGGGAAAUAGCAAUGGAAGCUAACAAUCGGAAAUGCGGCGUGGGCAUCGCUUUCGAGGCUUCAAUCGGCGGCAUCAAGUUGCUCGAUGGUUUGGUAAACGAUCGCGUUGAGGGAGAAGCGCUAGGAUACAAACCGGAACUGGUGGACAUUUACACGGCCUCGUGGGGCCCAGCCGACGAUGGGAAAAGUCUAGAAGCUCCUGGCAGGCUGGCCAGCGAAGCUCUCGAACGUGGUAUCGCUAUGGGCAGAGGCGGCAGAGGUAGCAUUUACGUGUGGGCUUCCGGGAAUGGGGGCUUGAGAUCGGACGACUGCGGAUGUGACGGAUACGUAGGAAGCAUUUAUACCAUCGCUGUGGGAUCUGCUAGUCAAACUGGAAGAUUUCCAUGGUACGGUGAAAGCUGUCCCGCAACGUUGGCCACCACGUAUAGCAGUGGCGCUUAUCACGAUCAAAUGAUAGCGACAACAGACUUAAGAAACACCUGCACCACGGGUCAUACUGGCACUUCCGCGUCCGCUCCAUUAGCUGCAGGAAUCCUGGCCUUAGCUUUACAAGUGAACAAAGAUUUAACCUGGAGGGAUGUGCAGCAUCUCAUCGUUUGGACGUCAGAAUAUAAUCCACUCAGGGAGAAUCCAGGCUGGUUCAGAAACUCUGCUGGACUUUGGUUCAACUCACGUUUCGGAUUUGGACUUAUGAACGCGCACGGUUUAGUCUCGGCCAGUUACAACUGGACUACUGUACCGGACAAAACCAUCUGUAAAGUGGAAUUCGCUAAAGCAAUCGACAAGGAGUUGGCUUAUGGAAAUACCAGGCGGUUACGAUUCGAGACGGAGAACGAGUGUCGAUCGGAAGGAAACGAGAUUACGUUUUUGGAACACGUGGAAAUCGAGGUCACCCUCGAGUACAGUCUUCGUGGUGCACUUCAGAUGUAUCUGACUGCGCCCUCAGGGACACGGGUACAGAUACUAAAGCCAAGAAAAUUGGACGAUUCAACUGCGGGUUUCGAGAAGUGGAAAUUUAUGUCUGUGGCGUCAUGGGGUGAGGACCCACGUGGCAGCUGGUUUCUAGACAUUCUCGACGAGAUCGGACCAAAAGAGAAUAACGGCACGAUAGAAACGUUUACGCUGGUUUUACAUGGGACCAGAAAAAUGCCAGAAUACCGAAAAAAUGGGCCACGAAUUUAUAACCAGGACUACAAUCGAAUGCAAAACAUAAACGAGGAUCAAUCAUCUACAUUCAAAAAGAAGCUGGGAUUACUCAUGCAAGAGACAAACGAUAUCUAUGAAAAAGAAUGGUUGGAGUUUUUGUGAAUAUAAAUUCUCCGACGAAUUAAAUUGCCCUGUAUUGUGCGCCAACGAAAAUACAAUAUCCGGUUGAAUAAAAAUAAUAAAAAUAAUAAAAAUC
This is a messenger RNA of Bombus impatiens (common eastern bumble bee), 2293 nucleotides long. Its product is annotated as neuroendocrine convertase 1-like. The record is from RefSeq and is a predicted model, not a curated record. NCBI's taxonomy places the organism in Eukaryota, Metazoa, Arthropoda, Insecta, Hymenoptera, Apidae. Gene Ontology annotation, molecular function: serine-type endopeptidase activity. The transcript is spliced from 15 exons. The coding region runs from base 136 to 2199 and encodes 687 amino acids. Gene Ontology annotation, biological process: protein processing. Gene Ontology annotation, cellular component: trans-Golgi network; Golgi membrane.